Messenger RNA from Lachancea lanzarotensis, 732 nucleotides. Its product is annotated as LALA0S14e01904g1_1. The transcript has a single exon. Gene Ontology annotation, cellular component: membrane. The record is from RefSeq and is a predicted model, not a curated record. Lineage: Eukaryota; Fungi; Ascomycota; Saccharomycetes; Saccharomycetales; Saccharomycetaceae. The coding region runs from base 1 to 732 and encodes 243 amino acids.
AUGUCCACUUCACAGCAGCAGCAAAACGAAAACCUGACAGCAGCCACCGACUUCAUAAGUAGCCCCGCUGCUUGGUACUCGCGCACCGCGUUUCUAGCGUCGGUUCGAGUUGUCCAAUUCGUGUCAACGAUCACGGCGCUUGGUUUGCUAGCUACCCUCAUCGACAUUGGCGAUGACCGUGGCUUCGAGCUCGCGGUCUCCGUAAUUUCGUUCGUGUAUUUGAUCGUGAUUGCUGCAGCACCACUGCCGCUCAAUUUGUACUCUUUGAUCGCGGUUUCUGUAUUUGAAACUACCAUCUUUUCACUGUGGGUCGCGGCAAGUGCCACCUUAGGCAACAGCUACAGUUACUAUACCUGCACAUUUAAUGCACCUCAAGGCGAUGGUGCUUAUUACUACGGGUUUUGGGGGGACUACCUCGCCGAAUUUUCAAAACAAUGCAAGAUAGGCAAGGCGUCGAUAGCAAUUGCAGCGUUCUCAGCGUUUCUCUCACUAUGUGCAUUUUUUCUACUGUGUGUGAACGUCUUGGUGCCCUUGAAAACAACUUCUGUUGGCGAAAUGAAUGCAGAGGGUACGCGCGCGUACCUGUCCCGCUUCACAGCGUUGGCAAUUACACGCACACCGUUCUUGGCCGGAGACAUCGAAAAAACCGGUCCCGUGGACGCUGAGGCUGCCGAACCUGCUGUUCCUGUAGACGCUGAGGCUGCCGAACCUGUUGUUCCUGUGAACGCCUAG